UUGUUCGGCAUUCGCUCGCAGCUCGCACUUGUGUACGGUCGUGUUCUCGCGUCGAAUCCAAAACUCUGAAACGGUUAAAGGUUCAAAACUUCGACUUGUCGUUUGUCGUUGCAAUUGAAAUCAAUUGAGUGCAAUUUGCGAGUGCAAAGUUCUGGCGCAAAAUGUUUGCCUAACACAGUUUCGUUUAAUUAAUUUGUCGCGUGUGUCGUCGAGCAAUCAAAACUAAAAACAAAACACAAAACAAGCGGAGUCAGUUCCAUCAACUCUAAUCGAAAAGAUAAACAAAGCCAACGUCUCUCACACCAACUAUGGCCGACGAAAGCCUGCACACAAUGCCGCUGGAGCACAAUAUAGACUAUCAUAUAGUCACAUUGUUUGAGCGCUUGGAGGCGAUGCGCAAAGAUUCGCACGGCAAUGCCAUCAACAAUCGCCUCUCGAGCACUCUGCAGGUGCCCAAGCGGAGCAUGCAGGCCGAGAUACGCACUCUGGAGUUCUGGAGAUCCAUCAUCAGCGAGUGCCUUGCCUCGUUCCUGUAUGUGUUCAUCGUAUGCGGCGCAGCUGCGGGCGCCGGUGUGGGUGCCAGCGUCUCAUCCGUGCUCCUGGCCACGGCGCUCGCCUCCGGCCUGGCGAUGGCAACAUUAACACAGUGCUUUUUGCAUAUAUCGGGCGCUCACAUCAAUCCCGCCGUAACUUUGGCCUGCUGCGUUAUCCGCAGCAUCUCCCCCAUCCGAGCUGCCAUGUACAUGACCGCCCAGUGCGGCGGCGGCAUUGCAGGCGCCGCUCUGCUCUAUGGUGUCACCGUGCCUGGCUAUCAGGGCAAUCUGCAGGCGGCAAUCUCUCACAGCGCCGCCCUGGCCGCCUGGGAACGUUUCGGGGUUGAGUUCAUACUCACCUUUGUGGUGGUGCUCUGCUAUUUCGUCUCCACGGAUGCCAUUAAGAAGUUCAUGGGCAAUUCGGCGUUUGCCAUUGGUGCGGCAUACAGCGCCUGUUGCUUUGUGUCGAUGCCCUAUCUGAAUCCGGCGCGCUCUUUGGGUCCUUCAUUUGUGCUGAACAAAUGGGACAACCAUUGGGUAUAUUGGUUUGGCCCGCUCGUUGGCGGCAUGGCUUCUGGCCUGGUCUAUGAGCAUAUAUUCAGCUCUCGCCGCAGCGUGCGCCAUGCCAAGGGCAGCAUUGACAACGACUCCAGCUCCAUACACUCCGAAGAUGAACUGAACUAUGACAUGGACAUGGAGAAGCCAAACAAGUAUCAGCAGUCGCAGGGCACUUAUCCGCGCGGCCAGUCGAAUGGGGCAGCUGCCACAGCUGCGCAGCAUGCCGCUGCCAAUAUGCCGCCCAUGGGCGUGGUCGGCGCUGGAGCUGGCAACUACUGUCAGAACUUAUACACCGCGCCGCCGCUCUCCUCCAAGUACGAUCAGCAGCAGCAGCAGCAGGAGCCGCUCUAUGGCGGCACUCGCUCCCUCUACUGCCGCUCGCCCACGCUGACGCGCAGCAACCUGAAUCGCUCGCAGUCGGUGUACGCCAAGAGCAACACGGCCAUCAAUCGUGACAUAGUGCCGCGUCCCGGGCCACUGGUGCCAGCGCAGAGUCUCUAUCCCAUGCGCACGCAGCAGCAACAGCAGCAGCAGCAUCAUCAGGCAGUCACGGCUACCCAAUCGUCGCAUCUGCAGAAUCAGAACGUGCAGAAUCAGCUGCAGCAGCGUACCGAGAGCAUUUAUGCCAUGCGCGGAUCCAUGCGCGGACAGCAGCAACCACUGCAGCAGCAGCAGCAGCAGCAGCAGCAGCAGCAACAGCAGCAACAACAGCAGCAGCAACAACAGCAGGCGCCAGUUGGCAUGCAGCAGCAGCUACAGCCGCAGCAGCACAUGUCGGAGCCACAGGCGCAACCACAGGGCUUCCAACCAGUCUACGGCUCCCGCAACAAUCCCACACCUCUGGAUGGCAAUCACAAGUUCGAGCGUCGGGAACAGCAGCAACAGCAGCAGCAGCAGCAGCAGCAACUCUAUGGCAUGACCGGUCCACGCAAUCGCGGCCAGUCGGCGCAGUCCGAUGACAGCUCGUAUGGUUCGUAUCAUGGCUCUGCAGUCACGCCGCCAGCGCGUCAUCCCAGCGUGGAGCCCUCACCGCCGCCUCCACCUAUGCUGAUGUAUGCCCCACCACCACAGCCCAAUGCAGCACAUCCACAGCCCAUACGAACGCAAUCGGAACGUAAGGUGAGCGCGCCAGUUGUUGUCUCCCAACCGGCAGCCUGUGCUGUCACCUACACCACAUCCCAGGUGCCCCCAACGAUCACGACAACAACGUCUCAACAGCAACAGCAGCAGCAGCAACAGCAACAGCAGCAACAACAAAUGAUGAUGCAACAGCAACAGCAGCAGCAGGCACAUCAGCAACAUUAUGGCAUGCUGCCGUUGCGACCCAACUGAAAGCGGCUCUCGUGGGGCCCCGUAACGACGCCGCCGCCAACGAUACACGCCGCCCUCGCAAUUCACCCCACGGGCACCAUGACCCUGCACAGCUGCAGCCUAGCCAAGCAGAGCAGUUUGUUUUAGCUCCCAGAGAAGGGUAGUCCGGGCAUCCAAAGGAAAUGUACGCAAAGUCCUAGCAUUUAGUUAAAAACCCAUUUAAGUGCAGUUUAAUUAUAUAUAUAUAUAUAUCCAAAUUAUAUAUAUGCCUAGAGAUAGCAGACGAAACAUAGCCACAAUGUAUUAUUCAUAUACGACAAGUAAGAAGGAACUCAAACCUAGCAACAUCAACAACGAUUAUCAUAAGUACAUAUAUUUAUAUAGCCCAUAUUCCAUCUAAAUAUUACACUAUUCUCAUAAUCGACAAAUCGUAUAAAAUAUUGAACCAUAUGAUACUGUGCUUAAAUCUCAUAAAUCACAGAACAUUUUAUUUUGUUGUUUUUAUUUUGUGU
Messenger RNA from Drosophila hydei, 2914 nucleotides. It is a transcript of the gene bib, whose product is annotated as neurogenic protein big brain. Gene Ontology annotation, biological process: transmembrane transport. The coding region runs from base 309 to 2423 and encodes 704 amino acids. Lineage: Eukaryota; Metazoa; Arthropoda; Insecta; Diptera; Drosophilidae. The transcript is spliced from 5 exons. Gene Ontology annotation, cellular component: plasma membrane. Gene Ontology annotation, molecular function: water channel activity. The record is from RefSeq and is a predicted model, not a curated record.